AUGUGGAUAGGUGGUUCAACAGAAUAUUCCGUGCUUAACGAGGCAUCUCCAUAUUGGUUCAAUGGUCUUGUACCUCUUGCCUUCGGAUUGGAUGAUCCGAGGCUUAAGGGACAGGUUUAUUCCUAUAUGGAUUAUGUUCUUAACAACCAGCAGGAGGAUGGCUGGCUCGGGCCUGAGACUACUCCUGAAUCCCGAGGCCUAUGGGCACGUUGCUACUUUCUGUUAGGGUUGAUGCAAUACGCCCAAGCAGACCCUUCUCAAGAAAAUAGAAUUGUGGAUGCCAUGCAUCGAUACAUCCAACUUGCUCACAGUAUGCUAAAAGACGGCUUCAGUGGGCUGAUACAGAAGGAUGGCCAAGAUUUCGACGGAGAUGGGUUCGGUGCCAUGCGAGCUCACGAGAUGCACAUACCGCUGCAAUGGCUUUAUGAGCAGCACCCUCGAAACAACUCACAGAUCAUAUGGGAAACCAUGGAGCUGAUGAUCGAAGGAAGCGCCGAAGCCAGUAGUGAUUGGAGAACUUUUUGGGUCAAGGGAGUAUACCCAGAAGUCACAUAUACUCCUAGAAAUGAACCUUUUAAAGAUUUAUUCAACCAUGGUGUUAAUAUGGCGGAAGGCCUUCGAUACCCAUUAUCGAUAUACCGAAUGACGCAUGACGAGGCAUUGAAGACGCAGACUAGAGCUGCGGUAGAUUUGUUAGCACAAUAUCACAAGUCUUUAGCUGGAACGAUUAUCGGCGAUGAAUUCAUUACAGAUCUCAACCCGAUAAGAGGGGCAGAACUCUGCACUGCUGCAGAGAUGACAUUCUCUAUGGCGUAUAUUUACCAGUAUCUUGGCGAUAACGACUUGGCAGACUGGGCAGAGCAAGUUGCAUUCAAUGCUGUGCCCGGAUCGAUUUUCCCAGAUUGGUGGUCACACCAGUAUGUACAGCAGGAAAAUCAGCCGUGGUCGCGUACUCUGUUGGUGAACCCCGAUAUGUGGGUAAAUGUUGGAAUUCAUGGUAAUGUGUUUGGCUUGGAACCUAACUACCCCUGCUGUACGGUUAAUCACCCUCAGGCGUAUCCUAAGUUCCUUGCCAAUUCCUUUACGCUUACCGAUGGAGGAAUUGCUCAUGUUCUACUUAUCCCUGGAAGCAUCAGUACCUCGUUAGGUCAUAAUCGAGUAACUAUCCAGGCCGACACUAAUUAUCCCUUCGGCAUGGGUAUCAAAUACUCGAUCACGGCAGCAUCCGAUUUUACGUUCUACGUUCGAAUCCCAGGCUGGGCAGACAAAUCGAGUACCAUCGUAGGACCUUCCGGCAAGUCGAGUCAGAUUUCCCCAUCGGAUAAGGGGCUACAGAAGAUUGAAGUUAGCAAAGGUUUCAGCUUUAUCAAUGUUAAUCUCGAGACGGAGCCCCGUGUAGUCACGAGGCCCAACAAUACCGCAGCAAUAUACUACGGAUCGCUGCUCUAUAGUCUCCAUAUCGAUGCCAACGUAUCGGAUGUACCAGUAGUCGCGUUCAGCGGUGACGCGAUACCAAGUACGAGCACUACGUCCCAUACACACGAUCAUGUUAUAGAGCCUGCGAGCAUAUGGAAUAUUGCUAUCGAUCCGUCACAGAUAAAGGUGGUGCAAGCGGAUGUGUCGACCUUGGCGGAUCCGAUCUGGGAUCUUGGUGCUCCCCCGGUUGAACUUCGCGUGGCCGCUGUUGAGAUAGACUGGCCUCUCGAAUUCGACACUGCGGCAGAUCCUCCUCUCGAGCCGAAGAUUACUGGGAAACCUUUCAGCGCACGCUUCGUGCCUUUCGGAAGCGCCAAGAUACAUAUGGCGCAUCUCCCCGUUGUCGAACUGGCCAAGGUAGACUUAUCAAGUUGA
This is a messenger RNA of Daldinia childiae, 1851 nucleotides long. RefSeq lists its product as uncharacterized. Lineage: Eukaryota; Fungi; Ascomycota; Sordariomycetes; Xylariales; Hypoxylaceae. The transcript has 5 exons. Gene Ontology annotation, biological process: carbohydrate metabolic process. Bases 1 to 1851 code for a protein of 616 amino acids. The record is from RefSeq and is a predicted model, not a curated record.